Macrosiphum euphorbiae (potato aphid) is the source of this 1188-nucleotide messenger RNA. Lineage: Eukaryota; Metazoa; Arthropoda; Insecta; Hemiptera; Aphididae. The record is from the annotation of a GenBank genome assembly.
AUGGAUAAUACUACAUCCUUAUUUGUUUUGUUUUUUGGUUUAAAUCAUGUUCAUGAAAGCAAUAAGUCUUUAGAUAAACAAAAAAAAAUUCUUCAUCAUCGCUUGUCGAUUUCAAAUUCUAAAAUACGUAUAACCAAUUUUAUGUUAGUCACAAGACGUAUGUAUGACGAUUUGGAUUUUAAAAGUCAUUUUUGGCUUACAAGGAGUUCAAUUGAAGUUUUAAUGUGUAAAGUAAAACCGUUUUAUUUUCUACGCACGACCAAAAUGGGAAGGCCUUUAGUUGCUUUUGAAAAAUCGACUUUGAUGACUGUAUGGUACAUGAGUAACACGGAGACAUUUCGUCAAGUUGGGGAUCGUUUUGGACUAAGUAGAGGCUUAGCAUGCCGUACCAUUCAUAAAUUUAUUCGUGCUCUUUCAAAAAUUCUUGACGAGUUUAUAUUUUGGCCUAUAGGAAGUUCAACAACAGAUUUCAAAAACUUGAGAGUUAACUAUAUGCCAAACACAAUUGGUUGUAUUGACGGCUGUCAUAUCCGUAUCCAUGCUCCAAAAGCUAAGAGAAGUGAUUAUACAAAUCGGAAAAUGUUUCAGUCAAUAGUUCUCAUGGCAGUAUGUAAUGCUCACCUUGAGUUCACCUACAUAUUUUCUGGAUGGCCUGGGAGUUCUCACGAUGCAAGAGUUUUCAAAAAUUGUUCUUUGGGUAAUACAUUAUUAGAAACACUACAAGAAAUAAUUUCUAGAAGUCAUCACCUACUUGGAGAUUCCGCUUUUCCAUUGCUAGAAAAUGUAUUAGUUCCUUUUAAAGCUACCCAUAUAUUGACCGAUAAAGAAAAAUUAUUUAAUAGACGAUUAAGCUCUACUCGAGUUGUAAUUGAACAGGCAUUUGGCUUGUUACUUAGACGUUUUCGGAGACUUAAAUUUUUAAAUAUAAUAUUGUAUAAUAUUUUAGGAACUCUAUUAUACUUCAAAUGUUUUAGAUCCUUGGAAUCAAAAUCAAUUGAACUCAUGAGUCUAACUGUAACUGGUGCUUGCAUUCUACAUAAUCUGGCAAUAAUAAAUAAUGAUUUAAUAGAAGUUGAUGAAAACCUUACUGACGUAGAUACUUUAAUAGAAGGUCAUGUUUCUAGUGCUUCAAUGGCAGUUACACAACGAAAUGGGAUAUCCAAAAGAAAUGAACUUGCUUCUAGGUAA